AUGUCAAAGCUCUCCAAGUUGAGGCGCCCAGCUCCCACGCCUCAUUUCAAGCCCACCCCUCCUCUCGAAGAUUCUCAAGGGGGGAAACGCGUCUUUUCAAGCAUCAUCGUCGCGCCCUCAUUUGGAAACCACAGAAUGUGCAAUCAUAUCAUUCCUGAUGCUGGAGACAAAUGGGAGAAGCCAAUGUUCAUUAUUUUCCCAGACGGAGAGCCGAUGGUAGGCUUGAUGGUCGGCGAAACUACUGUCCUCCCUGCCAGGAGGCUAAGCAGAGUCCUAUACGGAAGGAAGGAAAGGGAGUUAAAUAGACCAUUGUCCUAA
Histoplasma capsulatum G186AR is the source of this 318-nucleotide messenger RNA. RefSeq lists its product as uncharacterized. The transcript has a single exon. The record is from RefSeq and is a predicted model, not a curated record. Lineage: Eukaryota; Fungi; Ascomycota; Eurotiomycetes; Onygenales; Ajellomycetaceae. Bases 1 to 318 code for a protein of 105 amino acids.